Arachis stenosperma is the source of this 1071-nucleotide messenger RNA. RefSeq lists its product as uncharacterized. The transcript has 2 exons. The record is from RefSeq and is a predicted model, not a curated record. Gene Ontology annotation, molecular function: RNA-DNA hybrid ribonuclease activity; nucleic acid binding. Lineage: Eukaryota; Viridiplantae; Streptophyta; Magnoliopsida; Fabales; Fabaceae. Bases 1 to 1071 code for a protein of 356 amino acids.
AUGCCUGGCAUAGAUCCCGAUCUAAUGUCCUACAAACUCGCCGUCUAUCCGGGUUCUAGACCUAUUCAGCAAAAGCGGAAAAAACUCGGGCCCGAAAGGACACAGGUUGUGAAGGAACAAGUUCAAGCCCUAUUAGAAGCAGGAUUCAUAAGAAAGGUAAAUUAUCCAUUGUGGCUGGUCAACGUAGUUUUGGUAAAGAAGCAAAACAGAAAAUGGAGGAUGUGUGUCAAAUACACUGACCUCAAUAAGGCUUGCCCCAAUGAUCCAUACCUUCUUCCCAGCAUCGAUGCCCUAGUUGACUCAGCCUCCGGCUAUAGAUACUUGUCCUUCAUGGAUGCCUACUCGAGAUACAACCAAAUCUCGAUGCAUAAACUAGACCAAGAGAAGACCUUAUUCAUAACUCCAAAAGGUAACUAUUGCUACGUAGUAAUGCCUUUUGGAUUAAAGAAUGCCAGAGUCACAAACCAGAGACUGAUGAACAAUGUGUUUUCCUCCAACUUAGGAAAACUUAUGGAGGUAUAUGUGGACGACAUGCAUGUUAAAACCAAGGUCGACUCAACACUUUUGUCCGAUCUUUUAGAGGCAUUCUCUACCAUAAGGAAGCAUGAGAUGAGGUUCACACAUAAAGGUCCGUACCAAUCAACCAAUGAAACACAUUUUACAAAAGACGGACCUAGCAGGACGGAUGCUGCAAUGAGCUGUGGAAUUGUCCAAAAGGCAAUCAAAUCCCAAUAUCUUACCGACUUUGUAGCUAAAUACAUUGAAAGUCAGGAAAGUCCAACUACAUGGAACUUAUAUAUAGACGGAUCAUCCAACAAAGUCGACAGUGGAGCAGGCGUCAUUCUUGAAAGUGAGCAAGGAACUCAUAUAGAACUCUCAUUAAGGUUCGAGUUUCCUACUUCUAAUAACCAAGCAGAGUAUGAAGCCUUACUUACUGGCCUGAAGCUGGCUAAAAAAGUAGGGAAAAAAAGGCUGAUAGUAUUCAAUGACUCUCAAGUGUUAACUUUACAUAUUGACAAUACCUAUCAAGCCAAAGAUCCAAACAUAAAGAAAUACUCAGAUGAAGCAUGA